Gopherus flavomarginatus (Mexican gopher tortoise) is the source of this 9951-nucleotide messenger RNA. It is a transcript of the gene THSD7A, whose product is annotated as thrombospondin type 1 domain containing 7A. Lineage: Eukaryota; Metazoa; Chordata; Testudines; Testudinidae. Gene Ontology annotation, biological process: actin cytoskeleton organization. Gene Ontology annotation, cellular component: plasma membrane. The record is from RefSeq and is a predicted model, not a curated record. The transcript has 30 exons. Bases 604 to 5541 code for a protein of 1645 amino acids.
AAUGUUCUCUCGGCUCCACCCCAAACAAGGCACAGGCACUGGUCACUUUCCUCAAGCGCCCUCUCCUUCCAAGUUACUCUCGGGCCGUGCUGCCUCGGGAAUAACAGGUUGUUGCUGAAAUUGUUAUGCUGGGGUUGGCUGACUUCUUGUUCAUGUACUUCUGUCCCAGCGUGCAGUGGAAUAGUGACAUCUGUAUCACAGCUGCUCAGCACUGGAGAAUAGAAUCUUCCUAUUAUGAAAAGCUGGUGUAAAUAACUGCUGCUGCCUCCCAGACCAAGAUAACCUGCUCAGUCAGCUGGAGCCCCCUGUGGACAGCUGUCUCUCUCCGCUGAUGGAAAACUGCUACUAACCACUGAAUGGAAGAGAGUGGAGCAACAACCACACUAGUAACUGCAGCAGCAGCAGUAAUAGUAGCAGCAACCGAGGUCUCUAUUGUUCCUUGGUGUUAAACAGUUUUUCCUUUUCAGCUGACAUGCACAAUAGCUGGGAAGAGGUUUCCAUUCUGCCCUCUCUAUGAAGAAAUUCUGAAGGGGAGAAAAUUACUCAAACAAGGGGUUACCCUUUGUGCUGCAGAUUUUGACACUGAAGCAGCCUUCUGAAGGCAUGGGGGUGAGAGUGGGAGGCACAGCUUUAUCCGGUGGUCCGGGGGCUUCUGCUGUUUCAAUCCAGUGUAUUGGAGUUCUUGUGGUUCUUCUGUUUGGAAUCUGGGAAGCUAAAGCACAAAGUGAAUUUGAAACUUCUUCUGUAUAUUUGUGGAAGACUGGUCCAUGGGGAAGAUGUAUGGGAGAUGAUUGUGGUCCAGGUGGUAUCCAAACACGAGCAGUAUGGUGUGCUCAUGUGGAAGGAUGGACAACGCUGCCCACAAAUUGUAAACAGAUAGAGAGGCCUGAGAACCAGCAGAACUGUUUCAGGGUUUGUGACUGGCACAAAGAACUGUAUGAUUGGCAGUUGGGCAACUGGAAUCAGUGCCAGCCAGUUAUUUCAAGGAAUCUUGAAAAAACAGUGGAAUGCAUCAAAGGAGAAGAAGGAAUCCAGAUGAGAGACGUAACUUGUGUCCAAAAAUCAAAUGGGGUUUCUGCUGAGGAUGUCAUAUGCGAGUACUUUGAACCAAAGCCACGCCUGGAACAGGCAUGCCUCAUCCCUUGCCACCAGGACUGUAUUGUGGCAGAGUUCUCCCCCUGGUCAGAAUGUUCCAAGACUUGUGGCAAUGGGCUUCAGCAUCGAACUCGUCACAUUGUUGCUCCAUCUCAGUUUGGUGGUUCUGCCUGCCCUAACCUGACUGAAUUUCAGAUCUGUCACUCUACCCCAUGUACUACUGAAGAAAGCAUCCAUAGCCUGAAUGUGGGACCCUGGAGUACAUGCUCAGUGCCCCACUCAAGACAUAUAAGGCAAGCAAGGAAACGAGGGAAGAACAAAGAAAAGGAGAAGGACCGAGAAAAAGGAGUACGGGAUCCUGAAGCUCGGGAGCUUAUUAAGAAAAAGAGGAAUCGGAAUAGACAGAACAGACAAGAGAACAAAUAUUGGGACAUACAGAUUGGAUAUCAGACCCGGCAGGUUACAUGUACUCACAAAAAUGGAAAAACUGCUGCCUUGAGCUUUUGCCAACAAGACAAGUUGCCAAUUACCUUCCAGUCCUGUGUGAUCACUAAGGAGUGCCAGGUGUCGGAGUGGUCUGAGUGGAGCCCCUGUUCCAAAACAUGUUUUGAUAUGACAUCCCCUAAAGGAAAUCGUACAAGAACACGGACCAUUAAGCUGUUUCCUAUUGGCAGUGAAAGUGAAUGCCCAGAGCUAGAAGAAAUAGAGCAAUGUAGCUCUCAAGGAGAUGGUGUGGCACCAUGUGUUACGUAUGGCUGGAGAACCACAGAGUGGACAGAAUGUCGUGUUGACCCUUUACUUAGCCAACAGGACAAAAGACGAGGGAAUCAGACAGCUUUGUGUGGAGGCGGAAUUCAAACCCGUGAGGUGUACUGUGUGCAAGCUAAUGAAAAUCUCCUCUCCUAUUUAAAUACCCUCAAGGAAAAAGAAGCCUCCAAGCCUGUGGAUCGGAAACUGUGCACAGGACCUGUACCUAGCACCACCCAAUUGUGCCAUAUCCCUUGUCCAAUAGAAUGUGAAGUGUCAGCUUGGUCAGCUUGGGGACCAUGCACCUAUGAAAGCUGUGAAGACCAACAAGCCAAAAAGGGUUUUAAAUUAAGGAAGCGGUCCAUCACAAAUGAACCUACAGGAGGCACUGGAGGGACAGGAAAUUGCCCUCAUUUGCUUGAAGCUAUCCCGUGUGAGGAGCCUUCUUGCUAUGAAUGGCAAAUAGUGAGACUAGAAGAGUGCAUACCAGACAAUGAGAAGCAAUGUGGGCCUGGCACUCAAGUUCCAGAGGUGGUCUGCAUCAACAGUGAUGGAGAAGAGGUUGACAGACAGCUGUGUAGAGAUGCUAUCUAUCCAAUUCCCAUUGUCUGUGAAGUUCCAUGCCCAAAGGAUUGUGUACUCAGCAUGUGGUCUGGAUGGUCCUCCUGCUCUCACACCUGCUCAGGCAAAACCACAGAAGGAAAACAGAUGCGAGCCCGCUCUAUUCUGGCAUAUGCGGGUGAAGGAGGCAUUCAGUGCCCAAACAGUAGUGCACUUCAGGAAGCACGCAGCUGUAAUGAACACUCUUGCACUGUGUACCACUGGCAGACUGGGCCCUGGGGUCAGUGUAUAGAAGAUGUCUCUGUGUCCACUUUCAACUCAUCUACCAGUUGGAAUGGGGAGGCCACCUGUGCUGUUGGGAUGCAAACAAGAAAAAUCAUCUGUGUGAGGGUCAACGUGGGACAAGUGGGACCAAAAAAAUGUCCUGAAAGCCUUCGACCAGAGACAGUGAGGCCUUGUUUGCUUCCUUGUAGGAAAGACUGUAUUGUGACUCCAUACAGUGACUGGACAUUGUGUUCUUCCCCAUGUCAAGAAGGGGAUGUCACAGUAAAGCAACAGUCUCGCCAUCGAGUCAUCCUCCAGCUCCCUGCAAAUGGUGGCCGUGACUGCCCAGACACGUUAUAUGAGGAAAAGGAAUGUGAGGCUCCUCCUGUGUGCUAUACUUACAGGUGGAAGACCCACAAAUGGCGCAGAUGCCAACUGGUACCAUGGUAUGUUCGCCAGGACAGCCCAGGUGCCCAUGAGACAUGUGGGCCUGGACUACAAGCAAGAGCAAUUACUUGUCGCAGACAAGAUGGAGGACCGGCUGACAUCAGUGAGUGCCUUAAAUAUGCCGGCCCUUUACCAACGUUAACACAGGCCUGCCAGAUUCCUUGCCAAGAUGACUGUCAGUUCACAAUCUGGUCAAAGUUUUCUUCCUGCAAUGGGGACUGUGGAGCAGUCAGGACGAGAAAGCGCUCUCUUGUUGGAAAAAGUAAGAGGAGGGACAAGUGCAAAAAUUCCCAGUUGUAUCCUCUGAUCGAGACUCAAUUUUGUCCUUGUGAUAAGUACAAUGCUCAGCCUGUGGGGAACUGGUCAGACUGCAUUUUACCAGAGGGCAAAGUGGAAGUAUUACUCGGAAUGAAAGUACAAGGAGAUAUCAAGGAAUGUGGGCAAGGCUAUCGUUACCAGGCCAUGGCAUGCUAUGAUCAGAAUAGUCGGCUUGUGGAAACAGCACGAUGCAACAGUCACGGUUACAUUGAAGAAGCCUGCAUUAUUCCAUGUCCUUCAGACUGCAAGCUCAGUGAAUGGUCCAACUGGUCUCGCUGUAGUAAAUCCUGUGGAAGUGGGGUAAAGGUUAGGUCCAAAUGGCUCCGUGAAAAACCCUACAAUGGUGGAAGACCCUGCCCCAAGCUGGAUCAUGUCAAUCAGGCUCAGGUAUAUGAGGUGGUCCCAUGCCACAGCGACUGCAGCCAGUACAUAUGGGUUACAGAACCCUGGAGCGUCUGCAAAGUGACCAAUGUUGACUUAAAGGAGAACUGUGGAGAAGGUGUGCAAACCAGGAAAGUGAGAUGCAUGCAAAACACAGUGGAUGGUCCUUCUGACACUGUUGAGGACUACCUGUGUGACCCUGAAGAGAUGCCUCUUGGUGCUAGAAGAUGCACAUUGCCAUGCCCUGAAGACUGUGUUAUGUCUGAAUGGGGCCAGUGGUCUAGAUGUUCCUUGCCCUGCAAUGGAAGUAAUGUACGUGAAAGGUCAGCGGAGCACCUAAGACAACCAGAUGAAGGAAAGGCUUGUCCUGCCUCCACUGAGACAGAACCUUGCAGUCUGAACAAAAACUGUUACCACUAUGAUUACAAUGUGACAGACUGGAGUACAUGUCAGCUCAGCGAGAAAGCAGUCUGUGGUAAUGGCAUCAAAACAAGAAUGCUAGAUUGUGUUCGCAGUGAUGGCAAAUCAGUUGACCUGAAGUAUUGUGAAGUGCUUGGCUUGGAGAAGACGUGGCAGAUGAAUACCUCCUGUGUGGUGGAAUGUCCUGUGAACUGUCAGCUUUCUGACUGGUCUCCAUGGUCUGAGUGUUCUCAAACAUGUGGCCUUACAGGAAAGAUGAUACGAAGAAGGACAGUAAAUCAGCCUUUCCAGGGUGAUGGGAGACCUUGUCCAUCUCAGAUAGAGCAAUUCAAACCCUGCCCGGUAAAACCUUGUUAUCGAUGGCAGUAUGGCCAUUGGGCUGAAUGCAAAGUUGAGGAUGCUCAAUGUGGAGAGGGAACAAGAGUCAGGAACAUUUCAUGUGUGGUCUAUGAUGGAUCUACUGAAGAUGCUGGCAAAAUAGUAGAUGAGGAAUUCUGUGGGGAAAUCGAGCCUGUUGUUGAUGGCAAUAAGAAGAUGAUACUUGAGGAAACCUGCACCCUUCCUUGUCCAGGUGAUUGUUACUUGAAAGAGUGGUCAGAAUGGAGCCUUUGUCAGCUGACCUGUGUUAAUGGAGAAGAUCUUGGAUUUGGAGGGAUACAAGUCCGAUCCCGGGCAGUGAUCAUUCAGGAAUUAGAGAACCAACACCUCUGUCCAGAACAAGCUUUGGAAACAAGAUCAUGUAAUGAUGGUCAGUGUCACGAAUACAAGUGGAUGGCUAGCCCAUGGAAGGGAUCUUCUCGGACAGUAUGGUGCCAAAGAUCAGAUGGAUUAAAUGUUACAGGGGGCUGUUUAGUGAUGCGCCAACCAGAUGCUGACAGGUCAUGUAACCCGCCGUGCAGUCAACCCCAUUCUUACUGUAGCGAGACUAGAACAUGUGGUUGUGAAGAAGGGUACACUGAAGUAAUGUCCUCUGAUGGCACACUCGAGGAGUGCACACUCAUCCCUGUGGUAGUGAUCCCCACUAUGGAGGACAAAAAGGGAGAUGUGAAAACCAGUCGAGCUGUGAACCCCACCCAGCCAUCCAGUAACCAGUCAGGACGAGGAAGGACCUGGUUUCUGCAGCCUUUCGGACCAGACGGGAGGCUGAAGACCUGGGUUUAUGGUGUAGCUGCUGGUGCAUUUGUUUUACUCAUCUUUAUUGUUUCUAUGAUCUAUCUAGCCUGCAAAAAGCCAAAGAAACCCCAGAGAAGGCAGAACAAUCGACUGAAACCUUUAACACUGGCUUAUGACGGAGAUGCAGAUAUGUAAAAUAUAACUUUCCAUUGCAACAACUGGAUUCUACAUUACUGUGUUGAAAUCAGAGGGUAUCCAAAGGCACAGGGGUAUGCUACAGAGUGGAUUUUAGGUGUUUUUGUUUGUUUUUUAAGAACUGCACCGUAAAGCAAAGAAGAAUGGCUUUCACAAUGCCCAUGAUAUUCAAGGCAUUAUUGCUUUUCUCUAAACCAUGAGCACAGAGAGUUCUGGCAGAUUGGAAACAUCAGUGUGGUUUUUUGAAACUAUCAAAACCACCCUAGUCUCCAAACCACUGUGGCUGACUUAGCAUUCACAGUUGAGAGCCCUGAUGCCAGACUUACCUUCACCAUUAACCAAGUAUAAUCACUGAGCAUGAAGAGUUUGUACCAAGCUGUCUAUAACUCUUUUUAUUCAAGCAUAACAUAUAUACUCAGUUGAUGCAUAUAUAUGAUUCUGUCAAAUUAUAUUCUUGUUAAAGAGCAUUUUAGUGCUUAAUAAGAUGUUAACUGAGAAGAUUGAACAAGUUCAGGAUCUUGGCAAUUGUGUAGCUUGUGUUAACCUGCAUUUCAGAGGGCAAAAAUUCUCUUGCAAGACUGUUCUAUUAUCACUCCAAAGUAUCUAGGAAGAAAACAUCCUCAGAUUCAGUAUUUUAUAGGGUUACUGCCUGGAAAAAUGAAUACCUGGUGUAAAUGUUACAAUAUGUUUCUACUUUCUCUAAGUCUCAAACUGUUGCCUGCAUCUUUUUUGCUACAUGUAAGGCAAAUUUUUGCACUAUAUUAGUGCAGCAUGAUAUGCACUUAACUAGUAUUGCCAUAGAAACUGCCUCUUUUCAAAAAGGAUGACGAUGCAUCUUGUGCCAGCAGUGUCAAGUAGGCAUUUAAGUUCUUGAAUCCUGAAGAGAGUAGAGUUCAGCUUGGACUGUGACUGGAUGGAAUCAGCUAAUACAUGUACUGUAUACACUGUUUCUCAUCACAGCAGCCAUUUUGUAGUCUAUAUCAUGGCAGUAAUAUAAGUGUCUAGUUUCUUGCCCCAUCUACUUAUACAAAUGUAGAUUCUCCAGUUGGUUUCUAAUUGUACUUUGAAGGCUGUUUAUGACUAGAUUUUUUAUAUUUGUUAACUUUGUUAAAAAAAAAAUGAAAAGUGGUUGCCCUCUCAUCUUGCAUGAAAUAUUCUGAUUUGUUCAGCUAAAAAGAAGAAAAUGUGUUGCUUAUUUUUCCUCUCACUAGCAAAAUAAUUGCCAUUGUAGCUGUCAAUGCAAAACCUUCCAUUUAGUUAGGAUAACUGGAUGUAAUCUUCACCUUUAAUUAUUCAGCUAAACUCUUAAAAGUACUGGUUAAUGAAGGAUAUCAAAAUAUUUGCCUCACUAAACAGUCAGAUAACUUUUUCUCAACUCUGGUAGUAUAACAGUUCAUUGCCACUCAUUUCUUUACCCUAGUACAUCCCUAGAGCUUUUCACUGUUAUGCUUCCAAAAUGAAGCAUGAUGGACUACCAUUGUAGCUGUCUACACCUGUCACAUACAAGACUCAUGACCUGAGAGGGCUUACUCUACCAGAAUGGCUUCUAGGGGUAGCCUAAAAGAAAAAUAUAAAUGACUGUGCUAUUACCAAGCAAUAUAAUGUCAAGACUUUAUCAUGCAACCUUUCAAAAAAAUGUCUAAAGUUCAGUAUUAGUUUCUCAGGUCUUUUAAUAACCUCCACCAUUCCUGUGCACCAGUUUUUGUACAGCCUGUAAAACUACACACUUGCCAACUUCGGGCUGUCCACCGAAAUCAAUGGGCAGCUUGAGUCCUUAUUCCAUGUCAAAUUAUCAUUGAAAUCAGUGCAUUUUGUUCAAAAAUCAAAAGUAGAAUAUGGUAAUACCAGUGUUUUGAUCACUAUGAUAUUGAUCAUCUUCUCCUAACGCAUAGGUAAGAAGAGAACAGAUGAGUGUGUCAAUUAGCAAUAGGCAUUUGCGCAGGUUCAAUUUCACACCUUACACCCCAAUCCUGCAACUUGUUGGUGGACUGCCAGACCUGCCCAACACUCCACAGAACACAGUAUGGCUCCUUGCUGCAGCAGUAGUUCGCUUACAUACACCAAGUUGCAAGAUUGAGGCUAUAAUCUUACAUCAUUUCAUACAGACUUUAGGGCAAAAAAAAAUUAUGUACAAAGUUAAGUUCUUUGAAGUGUUUGAAUGAGAAAAAAAUAAAAAGUUAGUUCUUACUUUAUCAGACAGACAAAAAAAUGGACAGUGGGAAAGUUAUCAAAUUGCAAAUAAACUUUAAAAAUAUGAUGAUGAAACUUGGUCAUGGAUUAUAUAAUUACCUUUGGAAGCCCGUUUCUGGGUGUUGAAUUGUUUCAGGCUAACAUCUCUGUCAGUGUGGAGGGUUCUUUAAACUGGCAACAAGUUACCACUAUUAAUUACAUGGGCUAGUCUUUUAGCAGGAGCACCACUGUAGUGCUCACCGUGAAGCCUGUGUGACCUGAACACCCAAAAUUUCCAAAUUAAAGGUUUGCUAUCAUCUGUUGCUCCCAUUACUAUUGCUAAAACACAGACAAAGAAUGAGUGUUUGGCUUUUACAAUCUAUACAAGUAUUUUAUGAGAUAAGAAAAUCAAGAGCUGGUACAGAUCAGCAAUUGUAUUAAAUUCUGUGUUUCAUAAAACUGGAGCCAGACUAGCCUAUUCUUUCUUUAUGAAGAAAAGCAUUUUUUUUUAAAAAAGAUGUUUCGGCCAUGAGGUGAGUUGUAAGUCUUUAAAUCUAAAAGUUACAGAAGGAGGUCAAGUCCUAUAAGUAUGAAACAGUAAAAUAAAUAAAGCAAGUUUCGUACAGAAUGAAGAGUAAUUUGCUUUAAAAAACAGAGUGCUUCUACAAAUCCAGUGCCUAAAGCAGCCACUACUGUAGUUUGUUAGUUUGUGAAAGUAAUGUUUCCAGUGAUCAAGUGUCUCUAAACCAUUCAGAAAAUAACUGAGUAGAUAUUUUCUUGUUGGUGUGGUGGUUUGUAAUUUCCUUUAAAAUCUGUAGUUUCUAGAUUACUGUGUCUGCUUUGAGUCCUGGAGCAGUUUCUUUUCAAAGCUUUGCUGAUACUGCACAAGCUUCUGUAUGUUUGCUACAAUGCACCCAUUUUUAAAUUCCCUUUCUGCCACCAAAGUGUAAUAAAGUCCAUUUUCCAAUGUAACAAUCUGAAAAGACCCACUUAAAUGCUUUGUAUAAAUCACUGUAAAAUAUACCUUGGAUGAAACUGAAAUCUGUCUUUUACCUUUAUGUAAAUUGUGCUCACCCAAAGUUAAGAGUUUAUUUUGCCUAACUAACUUAAUUUACUUGAAUAUUUAUUUUGUAGAAUAAAGAGGCAGCUGUCUGAGGAAUGUUUACUUUUUUUUUUUGGUUAAUGUUAAUUUGUAAAUUGUGUAAUUCAUUUUUAUUUUUUAAAUUAUGUAUAUUCUUUUUAAUGCACAAAAUGUUUACGUACAACUACUGCAAAUUUGUGUAUAUUGUCACUAAGCUUUAUUCAGUUAAUAUAGAUGGCAUGUGAAAAUGUAACAAGGCUUACAUUUUCAUAUGGGUUCUUUUUAUGUAACUGAUGUAUUGCUGACAAUAAAUAUAAACACAAUCAUUUUCACGUGUGUGUUUUUAAAUGAUUUUGGCUGUGGUGGAGGAAGAUGCUAAUAAAAGUCCAUAUCCCUAAAAUAUUGCCAUCUUUGAAAUAUUAUUUUUACUUGAAAGUAAACUGCAAAGCUAUUCCUUCAAAAAAUAAAGAGGAAAUUGUUUACUCUCACAAGACAGACAUCUAGGCCCAUUCCUGAAGUCCUUAUUUAGGCAAAACUGUGGAAUGACUCAAGAAAAAACUGCAGUGUCAGGACCUCUCUGAGUAUGAAUAGAUAGUUUAUAUUACAAUGUCAAAUUCUGCUGCUCCUUUUCUGAACUCAAAACUUGUUUCUUAUAAAGAAAUAUCAGUGGAAAAGUCAUUUAUAAAAAUAUUAGGACAGAUCCAACUUCCACUAAAAGAUUCCCAUUGAUUUCACUGAAUCUAGCACUGUGUUGAGUAAAAGACCAAAACAGAAACAAAACCCCACACCAUAAUGGAUUACUACUUUGUCAUGUGCAGUGUGGGUGUUAAAUGCAUGAUGGCCAAAAUAAUCCCAAUCUUUUCUUCCCAGCAAAUCCACUACAGAUUUCUAGGGUUUAGAAGAGACUCUGAAGUUUUCUGGAGAUUGUCUGUAUGUUCCCCAAAAUAGUUCAAUUAUUAUUUUUUUAAUGACCAUUUCUGAGGUAUAUUUUUAUCCACUGGUUCAGUAUAUACCUGCCUCCAGCAUUACAGGCCUACUUUCUAAAAAGUGUCUCCCCCCCCCCAUGCCCUCCAUGGUGUCUAUCUGUUUAGUUUCAGAUUGCAGUGAAAUAGUUUUGCAAAAUCAAAGACCAUUUUUAAAAAUUCAGUCCUGUAUGUCCA